CAUCGAUGCAUUUGUUCAAUCGUUUCCAGGCAGUGAGUCAAAUCUCCUGUCGUGCAUUCAAAAUAGGAGAUAUUUUAAUAGGUUUGUGUUGUGAUUACCAUAAAAAGGCGGAUAAGUAGUGUCCAUCUUAACGUUAGGGCCCAACAGAUGAUUAAAACGAAGGUUAAGAACAGCUCUGGACUACACCUUUCCUAACAACGUCUGAUUAUACAGCUACAAGCAAGAAUUUAACUCUUGUGUUCGGGACGAAAGCAAAACAACCUUCGUGCUUACUAGCAUAACCUUUGUAGUGUACACGCGUUAAUCUCGCCAUCGUCAUCAUCAUCAUCCAUGAAUCGCUCUUAUCAGUAGCGGACUCGUUAUCGGAGAUUGCACUGUUCGCUCCUUACAGCCAUAGUUACGCGUUUUGUCGGAGGGAACACUUCGCAUAACAGUCCAGUCAUCACCGUUCCGUUGUAAAGAUAUGGAACCCCACCUGCGACUUGUUACCGGUACGAUCGAUCGAGUUUUCACCGGUCGACAGCCGUGGCAGAUCGUUGCCAUAACCACGACUACGGUGCUCGGUACUGUGUGGCUCUGUCAGGUACUUUUCCAGGAUGAAAGCCUUUACCGGCGUGCGAAAAAGAAGGUGUUCAAACUAGCCCGUCUCAUACCGGCCGUGCGGAGGAAGGUCGAUGCGGAAAUUAAGAAAAUAAACGACGGUUUCAUCAAGGAUAUCAGUCAGGCUGGUAACUACUAUACCGAACUGCCGAACGAUGGCAUGAGCCAGGACAAAAUACUCAAGCAAGUGGAUGAAUACCUGGACCUGGGUCACUAUCGAUGGAAGGAAGGAUUCAUUUCUGGUGCCGUGUACUAUUAUAAUCCCGAACUGAUAAGGCUCGUGACGGAAGUGUACGGGAAGGCGUCCUAUACUAACCCGUUGCAUCCAGAUGUAUUCCCGGGUGUGUGUAAAAUGGAAGCCGAGGUGGUUCGGAUGACGGCAACCCUGUUCCACGGUGGUCCAAGUGCGUGCGGUACCAUGACAACGGGUGGAACAGAAUCGAUCAUGAUGGCCUGCAAAGCGUAUCGCGAUUAUGCAAAUGAUCACCGUGGCAUUACCAAACCCAACAUGGUACUUCCCGUUACAGCCCAUACAGGGUUCGACAAGGCGGCCAAAUACCUGGGAAUCUUUACAAAGGUUGUACCGGUAAAUGCCGCCACGACUGAGGUGGACAUCGCAGCGAUGGAACGUGCCAUCAAUCGUAACACGGUAAUGUUGGUCGGAUCGGCACCGAAUUUCCCGUACGGCACGAUGGACGAUAUCCAAGCGAUUGCGGCACUCGGGCGCAAGUACAACAUCCCGGUCCAUGUAGACGCUUGUCUCGGUGGAUUUUUGAUUGUGUUUAUGAAGCGUGCCGGUUAUCCGGUGCGUCCGUUCGAUUUUAGCAUUCCUGGUGUUACGAGCAUAUCGGCCGAUACGCACAAGUAUGGAUUUACACCGAAAGGGUCAUCCGUGGUACUUUACUCGGAAAAAGUUUACCGACACUAUCAGUACACCGUUACGACCGAUUGGCCGGGUGGAGUGUACGGUUCACCCACUGUGAACGGUUCGCGUGCGGGCGGUAUUAUUGCAGCCACAUGGGCUACUAUGAUGAACUUUGGACUGGAUGGUUACGUUGAGGCGACGAAGCGUAUCAUCGAUACCACUCGUUACAUCGAGAAGGAACUUCGUGCCAUCAAAAAUAUUUUCAUUUUCGGUACGCCUGCUACAAGUGUCAUUGGCAUUGGUUCGCGCGAUUUUGAUAUUUUCCUGCUGGGUGGCGAAUUGAGCAAUCUGGGCUGGAAUUUGAACUCGCUUCAGUUUCCUUCAGGAAUACAUAUCUGCGUGACGUACAUGCAUACGGAGCCUGGUGUAGCGGACAAAUUCGUCCAGGACAUCCGCACGAAGGUGGCACUGAUUAUGAAGAAUCCCACCAAACCCGUCGAGGGCAAGAUGGCAAUUUACGGUGUCGCACAGUCCGUACCGGAUCGUGAACUGAUCGGAGAUUUCACCAAGUGCUUUAUCGAUUCCAUGUACUACACGCCAGUCGACAUGACGACCGGCGGUAAGUAAAACACUGCCUACGCGAAAAAGUACGUUAACCGUGGCACUACAAGCAUCACAUACAGGAAAGACGGGAAAAGAGAUUUCAGAGUAAUUUUUUAAAAGAUGACUUUAAGUCUUUUGUAAAGCAAAGUAUAAACAAAAACAUUGUUCCAUUUGAA
This is a messenger RNA of Anopheles funestus (African malaria mosquito), 2244 nucleotides long. RefSeq names its product sphingosine-1-phosphate lyase (gene Sply). Bases 464 to 2092 code for a protein of 542 amino acids. The transcript has 4 exons. The record is from RefSeq and is a predicted model, not a curated record. NCBI's taxonomy places the organism in Eukaryota, Metazoa, Arthropoda, Insecta, Diptera, Culicidae. Gene Ontology annotation, molecular function: pyridoxal phosphate binding; sphinganine-1-phosphate aldolase activity. Gene Ontology annotation, cellular component: endoplasmic reticulum. Gene Ontology annotation, biological process: sphingolipid catabolic process; carboxylic acid metabolic process.